Messenger RNA from Gadus morhua (Atlantic cod), 9086 nucleotides. RefSeq lists its product as uncharacterized. Gene Ontology annotation, biological process: extrinsic apoptotic signaling pathway; regulation of apoptotic process; positive regulation of innate immune response. Gene Ontology annotation, molecular function: caspase binding; death receptor binding. The coding region runs from base 109 to 8286 and encodes 2725 amino acids. Gene Ontology annotation, cellular component: CD95 death-inducing signaling complex. The record is from RefSeq and is a predicted model, not a curated record. NCBI's taxonomy places the organism in Eukaryota, Metazoa, Chordata, Actinopteri, Gadiformes, Gadidae. The transcript has 76 exons.
CCGCAGCCGCAGUCAUGCAGUAGCAGUCAGUGGAGCUUGUCCAAGCCUGAGCUGUCCGGCCCUGUGGACUCUGAGUCGUCAUUUUCUUCUCCCCAAAAUCGUUAUUUAAUGCCGGCCAACAGGAGCUACCAACCGCAGCCGCAGUCAUGCAGUAGCAGUCAGUGGAGCUUGUCCAAGCCUGAGCUGUCCGGCCCUGUGGAUUCUGAGUCGUCAUUUUCUUCUCCCCAAAAUCGUUAUUUAAUGCCGGCCAACUGGAGCUACCAACCGCAGCCGCAGUCAUGCAGUAGCAGUCAGUGGAGCUUGUCCAAGCCUGAGCUGUCCGGCCCUGUGGACUCUGAGUCGUCAUUUUCUUCUCCCCAAAAUCGUUAUUUAAUGCCGGCCAACAGGAGCUACCUACAUUAUAGGCCCCCCGACCGGCAGAGGCCCUGGGACCUCAGCCUAGAACCUCUGAUGACGUCAGGCAGUAGCGGACCGGGGAGCUUGUCCAAGUCUGAGCUGUCCGGCCCUGUGGACUCUGAGUCGUCACUUCAAUUUUUAUUCGACAGCGACUAUGAAACCCAUUUCGCAGGGCAAGCUCUGAGUCUGACCGAUGAACAGCUCCUGAAGGUGGCCGAAACACUGGGAAAGGAGUGUACGCAGGCGGCCAUCCCCCUGGAGCUGAGCAUCACAGAUCUGAACGACAUCAAGGCAAAACAUAGAUCUGUAGCCACGCAGAAAUACAAGAUGUUGGUGUUGUGGAAGCGCCGAAGACCAUCAGGAGAGGCCACAGCACAGGACCUGCUGAGAGGUCUGGAAGCCAUGGAGGACCUACGGGUCGGGACUCGUCUGUUAUUGAAAGACUUUGCAUCUUUAAGAAUUCCGACAUGCAGUAGCGGACAGGAAAGUCGUCCUGGUAAGCUGUUCUCGUCUCUGCCCCUCAAAAGGGAUGGUAGUGAAUGCACGCUGGACAGCGACUAUGAAACCCAUUUCGCAGGGCAAGCUCUGAGUCUGACCGAUGAACAGCUCCUGAAGGUGGCCGAAACACUGGGAAAGGAGUGGACGCAGGCGGCCAUCCCCCUGGAGCUGAGCAUCACAGAUCUGAACGACAUCAAGGCAAAACAUAGAUCUGUAGCCACGCAGAAAUACAAGAUGUUGGUGUUGUGGAAGCGCCGAAGACCAUCAGGAGAGGCCACAGCACAGGACCUGCUGAGAGGUCUGGAAGCCAUGGAGGACCUACGGGUCGGGACUCGUCUGUUAUUGAAAGACUUUGCAUCUUUAAGAAUUCCGACAUGCAGUAGCGGACAGGAAAGUCGUCCUGGUAAGCUGUUCUCGUCUCUGCCCCUCAAAAGGGAUGGUAGUGAAUGCACGCUGGACAGCGACUAUGAAACCCAUUUCGCAGGGCAAGCUCUGAGUCUGACCGAUGAACAGCUCCUGAAGGUGGCCGAAACACUGGGAAAGGAGUGGACGCAGGCGGCCAUCCCCCUGGAGCUGAGCAUCACAGAUCUGAACGACAUCAAGGCAAAACAUAGAUCUGUAGCCACGCAGAAAUACAAGAUGUUGGUGUUGUGGAAGCGCCGAAGACCAUCAGGAGAGGCCACAGCACAGGACCUGCUGAGAGGUCUGGAAGCCAUGGAGGACCUACGGGUCGGGACUCGUCUGUUAUUGAAAGACUUUGCAUCUUUAAGAAUUCCGACAUGCAGUAGCGGACAGGAAAGUCGUCCUGGUAAGCUGUUCUCGUCUCUGCCCCUCAAAAGGGAUGGUAGUGAAUGCACGCUGGACAGCGACUAUGAAACCCAUUUCGCAGGGCAAGCUCUGAGUCUGACCGAUGAACAGCUCCUGAAGGUGGCCGAAACACUGGGAAAGGAGUGGACGCAGGCGGCCAUCCCCCUGGAGCUGAGCAUCACAGAUCUGAACGACAUCAAGGCAAAACAUAGAUCUGUAGCCACGCAGAAAUACAAGAUGUUGGUGUUGUGGAAGCGCCGAAGACCAUCAGGAGAGGCCACAGCACAGGACCUGCUGAGAGGUCUGGAAGCCAUGGAGGACCUACGGGUCGGGACUCGUCUGUUAUUGAAAGACUUUGCAUCUUUAAGAAUUCCGACAUGCAGUAGCGGACAGGAAAGUCGUCCUGGUAAGCUGUUCUCGUCUCUGCCCCUCAAAAGGGAUGGUAGUGAAUGCACGCUGGACAGCGACUAUGAAACCCAUUUCGCAGGGCAAGCUCUGAGUCUGACCGAUGAACAGCUCCUGAAGGUGGCCGAAACACUGGGAAAGGAGUGGACGCAGGCGGCCAUCCCCCUGGAGCUGAGCAUCACAGAUCUGAACGACAUCAAGGCAAAACAUAGAUCUGUAGCCACGCAGAAAUACAAGAUGUUGGUGUUGUGGAAGCGCCGAAGACCAUCAGGAGAGGCCACAGCACAGGACCUGCUGAGAGGUCUGGAAGCCAUGGAGGACCUACGGGUCGGGACUCGUCUGUUAUUGAAAGACUUUGCAUCUUUAAGAAUUCCGACAUGCAGUAGCGGACAGGAAAGUCGUCCUGGUAAGCUGUUCUCGUCUCUGCCCCUCAAAAGGGAUGGUAGUGAAUGCACGCUGGACAGCGACUAUGAAACCCAUUUCGCAGGGCAAGCUCUGAGUCUGACCGAUGAACAGCUCCUGAGGGUGGCCGAAACACUGGGAAAGGAGUGGACGCAGGUGGCCAUCAAACUGGAGCUGAGCAUCCCAGAUCUGGACGACAUCAAGGCAAAACAUAUAUCUGUAGCCACGCAGAAAUACAAGAUGUUGGUGUUGUGGAAGCGCCGAAGACCAUCAGGAGAGGCCACAGCACAGGACCUGCUGAGAGGUCUGGAAGACCUGAAGGAACUACCGUUCGAGACUCGUCUGUUAUUGAAAGGGACGAGUCUCACCGAAGACACAGCAAGCAUGCCCGUGGUGGACAGGUGUGAAGAGGAGGACUGUUCUGAUUCUGGAGAGCAGAGCCAAGGACGAAAGAGUAUUCAGUCAGGACUUCGAUCUAAACCUGUUAAGAAGAAGCCGUCACACAGUAGUGGACCGGGGAGCCGUCCUGUUGAGCUGUCCUCGUCUCUGCACCUCAAAGAGCCUGCUAGUGACGGGACGCUAGCACUUGGGGACGACAAGACGCUAGUAAAGCCAAAGAAACAAACGAGAGCCAGAAAUAAUGAAACCUGCUCUGCAGGGCAGGAUCUGUCUGAUGAGCAGCUCCGGGAUGUUGCACAAACGCUGGGACAGGAGUGGGAGAGGGCAGCCCUCCACCUGGGGCUGAAGAAGAAAGAUCUGGACGAGAUCAAGAAAGAAAAGAGAGAAUUCAUGCAGAGACGGAACAUGUUGCGGCUGUGGAAGGACCGAAGACCAGGAAAGGUCACAGCACAGGACCUGCUGAGAGGUCUGGAAGACAUGAAGGACCUACCUGUCGAGACUCGUCUGUUAUUGAAAGAUUUACUACCAAAAAUGGAAAGCAGUAGCUCAGGGACGAGUCUCACCGAAGACACAGCAAGCAUGCCCGUGGUGGACAGGUGUGAAGAGGACUGUUCUGAUUCUGGAGAGCAGAGCCAAGGACGAAAGAGCAGUAAGUCAGACGCCAGUGUUGAGAUUGAUGAAGAUGAUGAAGAGGAUGAGGAGGAGAUGCCCGUCAAGUCACAACGUGAAAAAUGCAAAGCAGCUCAGCAGAGCCCCGAGUAUGUGAAGGUUACCCCAACGGAGAUUUCAAAGCAGAGCUCCAAUCCCAUCAUUCCCAGCAGUCUGCCGGUGAAGCACCACGGGGCUGUGCUGGUUUACAAGGGGCUGACGAGAGAAUGCCGAACAGACCACAUCUUCCGCGUGUUUUUGUCCUUGAACAACGACUCUGAGAUCAAGGCUGUUGAAGAACAGAUUCAAAUAGGUGUUAAGCAAUGGAUAAAGAUUGAAAUACCUCCCCUCUGUUUGCUGGAAGAGAAGGUCUACCACCUCACAAGCGAGCCAGAAGGGCAAAUUGAACCCAAGAAUCAACCAUUCACCACUGCAGUUUUAGCAUGUAAGGGAUAUUUUGUAGCACGCUUCAGUGAGCAUCCUCCUUUCAGAUUGUUUCUCAUGGACUCUGACUCUGACGAACCUUUGUGGUCUGCUACAAUCAGAGAAGAGGAUUGGACCUGCGAGAAAAGUUCUCUUCCGAAGAUGAACCAGGUGCCCAACAACAGAGGGAGAGGAGAGCAGAGCCAAGGACGAAAGAGCAGUCAGUCAGGGACGAGUCUCACCGAAGACACAGCAAGCAUGCCCGUGGUGGACAGGUGUGGAGAGGAGGACUGUUCUGAUUCUGGAGAGCAGAGCCAAGGACGAAAGAGUAUUCAGUCAGGACUUCGAUCUAAACCUGUUAAGAAGAAGCCGUCACACAGUAGCAGACCGGGGAGCCGUCCUGUUGAGCUGUCCUCGUCUCUGCCCCUCAAAAAGCCUGCUAGUGACGGGACGCUAGCACUUGGGGACGACAAGACGCUAGUAAAGCCAAAGAAACAAACGAGAGCCAGAAAUAAUGAAACCUGCUCUGCAGGGCAGGAUCUGUCUGAUGAGCAGCUCCGGGAUGUUGCACAAACGCUGGGACAGGAGUGGGAGAGGGCAGCCCUCCACCUGGGGCUGAAGAAGAAAGAUCUGGACGAGAUCAAGAAAGAAAAGAGAGAAUUCAUGCAGAGACGGAACAUGUUGCGGCUGUGGAAGGACCGAAGACCAGGAAAGGUCACAGCACAGGACCUGCUGAGAGGUCUGGAAGACAUGAAGGACCUACCUGUCGAGACUCGUCUGUUAUUGAAAGAUUUACUACCAAAAAUGGAAAGCAGUAGCUCAGGGACGAGUCUCACCGAAGACACAGCAAGCAUGCCCGUGGUGGACAGGUGUGAAGAGGACUGUUCUGAUUCUGGAGAGCAGAGCCAAGGACGAAAGAGCAGUAAGUCAGACGCCAGUGUUGAGAUUGAUGAAGAUGAUGAAGAGGAUGAGGAGGAGAUGCCCGUCAAGUCACAACGUGAAAAAUGCAAAGCAGCUCAGCAGAGCCCCGAGUAUGUGAAGGUUACCCCAACGGAGAUUUCAAAGCAGAGCUCCAAUCCCAUCAUUCCCAGCAGUCUGCCGGUGAAGCACCACGGGGCUGUGCUGGUUUACAAGGGGCUGACGAGAGAAUGCCGAACAGACCACAUCUUCCGCGUGUUUUUGUCCUUGAACAACGACUCUGAGAUCAAGGCUGUUGAAGAACAGAUUCAAAUAGGUGUUAAGCAAUGGAUAAAGAUUGAAAUACCUCCCCUCUGUUUGCUGGAAGAGAAGGUCUACCACCUCACAAGCGAGCCAGAAGGGCAAAUUGAACCCAAGAAUCAACCAUUCACCACUGCAGUUUUAGCAUGUAAGGGAUAUUUUGUAGCACGCUUCAGUGAGCAUCCUCCUUUCAGAUUGUUUCUCAUGGACUCUGACUCUGACGAACCUUUGUGGUCUGCUACAAUCAGAGAAGAGGAUUGGACCUGCGAGAAAAGUUCUCUUCCGAAGAUGAACCAGGUGCCCAACAACAGAGGGAGAGGAGAGCAGAGCCAAGGACGAAAGAGCAGUCAGUCAGGAGAGCAGAGCCAAGGACGAAAGAGCAGUCAGUCAGGACUUCGAUCUAAACCUGUUAAGAAGCCGUCACACAGUAGCAGACCGGGGAGCCGUCCUGUUGAGCUGUCCUCGUCUCUGCACCUCAAAAAGCCGGCUAGUGACGGGACGCUGGCACUUGGGGACGACAAGACGCUAGUAAAGCCAAAGAAACAAACGAGAGCCAGAAAUAAUGAAACCUGCUCUGCAGGGCAGGAUCUGUCUGAUAAGCAGCUCCGGGAUGUUGCACAAACGCUGGGACAGGAGUGGGAGCAGGCGGCCCUCCACCUGGGGCUGAAGAAGGAAGAUCUGGACGAGAUCAAGAAAGAAAAGAGAGAAUUCAUGCAGAGACGGAACAUGUUGGUGCAGUGGAAGCGCCGAAGACCAGGAAAGGUCACAGCACAGGACCUGCUGAGAGGUCUGGAAGACAUGAAGAACCUACCUGUCGAGACUCGUCUGUUAUUGAAAGAUUUACUACCAAAAAUGGAAAGCAGUAGCUCAGGGACGAGUCUCACCGAAGACACAGCAAGCAUGCCCGUGGUGGACAGGUGUGAAGAGGACUGUUCUGAUUCUGGAGAGCAGAGCCAAGGACGAAAGAGCAGUAAGUCAGACGCCAGUGCUGAGAUUGCUGAAGAUGAUGAAGAGGAAAUGCACGUCAAGUCACAACGUGAAAAAUGCAAAGCAGCUCAGCAGAGCCCUGAUUAUGUGAAGGUUACCCCAACGGAGAUUUCAAAGCAGAGCUCCAAUCCCAUCAUUCCCAGCAGUCGUCCGGUGCAGCACGAAGGGGCUGUGCUGGUUUACAAGGAGCUGAAGAGACAAUGCCGAACGGACCACAUCUUCCGCGUGUUUUUGUCCUUGAACACCAUCCCUGAGACCGAGGCUGUUGAAGAACAGAUUCAAACAGGUGAUAAGCAAUGGAUCAAGAUUGACAUAUCAGCCCGCUGUUUGCUGGAAGAGAAGGUCUACCACCUCACAAGCGAGCCAGAAGGGCACAUUGAAAACAACGAUCAGAAAUUCACCACUGCAGUGUUGGCGUCUAAGGGUUUUUUUGUAGUACGCUUCAGCGCGCUUGAACGUCCUCCUUUCAAAUUGUCUCUCAUGGACUCAGACUGUGAUGAACCUUUGUGGUCUGCUACAAUCAGAGAAGAGGAUUGCAAAGGCAAGAAAAGUUCUCUUCCGAAGAUGAACCAGGAGGCCAACAACAGAGGGAGAGGAGAGCAGAGCCAAGGACGAAAGAGCAGUCACUCAGGAACGAGUCUCACAGAAGACAUAGCAAGCAUGUUUUUGACGGACAGGCAUGAAGAGGAGGACUGUUCUGAUUCCGACGCCAGUGCUGAGAUUGAUGAAGAGGUUGAAGGGACGAGUCUCACAGAAGACAUAGCAAGCAUGUCCGUUGUGGACAGGUGUGAAGAGGACUGUUCUGAUUCUGACGCCAGUGCUGAGAUUGAUGAAGAUGAUGAAGAGGAUGAAGAAGAGAUGCACGUCAAGUCACAACAUGAAAAAUGCAAAGCAGCUCAUCAGAGCCCUGAGUAUGUGAAGGUCACCCCAACGGAGAUUUCAAAGCGGCGCUUCAAGCUACCGCUGAAAGGCAAAGGGACCUAUGAGUGUUCGGCUACAGGUCUGGUGUUUGAAGUGUCGGAGCAGGCUGUGGUCCGCUACUCGGUCCUGUCCUGGAUAGAAUUCGCUAAGUUCCUCCAUGACUCCUGGAGGCCUGCUGGCUCGAUUUGGAAAGUGGAUGUGGUCAACAACGAUUCAUCUGUGCUCAAGUUUAUCCAUUUCCCACACUCUCUGUGCCUUUCUGGACCUGAGCAUGAGCUGAUCUUCAGUGUUCUGCUCGUAAAGGGCAGCCAUGACAGCAUUGAGUCGACGGUGGACUUCACGGCGAGCCAUGUUAAAUGGCCCGUGUCCUCGCCUUGUCGAGUGGGUCCCAUCAUUCCCAGCAGUCUUCCGGUGAAGCACGACGGGGCUGUGCUGGUUUACAAGGAGCUGACGAGAAAAUGCCGAAAGGACCACAUCUUACGCGUGUUUUUGUCCUUGAACAACGAAUCUGGGAUCAAGGCUGUUGAAGAACAGCUGCUAAAAACUGGUAAGGAAUGGAUCGAGAUUGAUCUAACACAGGGCUGUAAUCUGGAAGAGAAGGUCUACCACCUCACAAGCGAGCCAGAAGGGCAAAUUGAACACAAGAAUCAGAAAUUCACCACUGCAGUGUUGGCGUCUAAAGGUUUUUUUGUAGUACGCUUCAGCGCGCUUGAGCGUCCUCCUUUCAAAUUGUCUCUCAUGGAGUCAGACUGUGAUGAACCUUUGUGGUCUGCUACCAUCCGAGAAGAGGAUUGCAAAGGCAAGAAAAGUUCUCUUCUGAAGAUGAACCAGGUGGCCAACAACAGAGGGAGAGGAGAGCAGAGCCAAGGACGAAAGAGCAGUCAGUCAGAGGAGAUUUUGAGGAUCCGUUCAAAAUUUGUGCAGAGAGUUACAAUCCAAGUUCUCAAAGGUCUCCUGGAUGACCUUUAUGAACGUGAAGUGGUCAGUCUUGAGGAAAAGGACUCUUUGAUGGAGGAGUGGAGGAGCAAAGCAGACCGAGCACGUUGUCUGGCCGAUAUGGUGAUCGGUAAAGGGGAGGAAGCAAGUCAGAAAAUGAUUGAUAGUAUGAAGGAGAGGGACAAGCACUUAUGCUCCACCCUGGGUCUGUUCUCAUCUCCUUCUGCUGCUGUGGCUGAGUUGUAAAUAGCCUAUUAAUGUAUUUUUAAAGAAAUUGCGACUGCCCACUUUGUUUUGACAAGACAUUACAUUUAUUCAGCUGACAUAUUGUUGAUAUGUUUAGAAUAUGUCUUCCUUCCGUUGCUAGUACAUGUGUACUAAGCUGUACCUCCUAUAUCCAGGUAUAGAUAGGAAUUUUGAAAGAUAAUUUUUAAGUAGCCUAACUUUAUUAUGGUCUCGGAACUGAUCAUGGAAAUGUUUACAGUUUCCCCAAGAGGCAGCUAAAGUUUUUUUUAUACUUUUAAAUGUUCAGGUGAAUGCUAUAUGCAGCCAGAUUUGCAGAUCGGCUGCGGUUGGACAAAACUUGACGAGAUCCACAAAUGGAUACAGACGAGUUCACAUGUGGUAACCUGAUGUGAAACAGAGUGUGGAUUUUAAGUUACAAAAGUAAACUGUAUGGAUUUGUGCAUCGUGAUCUGUUCUGAAAGUUUGUUUGGAUAUCCUUUUACAAAGGAAAGGUAAACAUUAUUUGUGUUUUUUGGUAACAAAAUGUGAAUUGUCUUCUGUGGGUCACAACAAGUUACUCACUUCGUUUUACAUGCAUGGCGCCAUCUGCAGGUGUAUGCUAUGACCGCAUCCAGAUUGGUACACAUUGGACAAAACUUGAUUGCAAAGCUAAAGUGAAAAAUGACUGGACACUGCCAUCAGUGUGUUUAUAAAAAUGGUUGCAAGUCGCUAUGGGUGAAAGCGUCUGCUAAAUAUAAAUGUUAUUUUCUCACUUCAGGGUAGGCUGCGAUAAUAAAUAAACCUGACACUGUUUUACCCGU